Messenger RNA from Wallemia mellicola CBS 633.66, 800 nucleotides. RefSeq lists its product as hypothetical. NCBI's taxonomy places the organism in Eukaryota, Fungi, Basidiomycota, Wallemiomycetes, Wallemiales, Wallemiaceae. The coding region runs from base 244 to 702 and encodes 152 amino acids. The record is from RefSeq and is a predicted model, not a curated record. The transcript has 4 exons.
CUUUGUCUUCUUACAUUACGAUUAAUUAGACCGCUUCCACAAGGAUGGAUAAAGGAUUUUGAUCCCCAAUAUAACAGACCAUUCUACGUAAAUACCAACGUUGAACCACCAGUGAGCAUAUGGGUACAUCCACUGGACGAUCCGAGCUACAAUCAGCAAUCUAAGAGCUCGUUUGCACCGCCAGCUGGACCACCUCCAGAGGCAGCAGGUGGAUCACCGUAUUCGUCUAGUCAUAACUCCCCAAUGCCGCAACCGGGUUCUAACAGCCCGAUGCCACCACCACAACAAACUAGACAAUCGAAAUCAAGUAAAUUCAAAUCUAUGUUAGGUUUGGGAUCAUCUGGAUCUUCCAAGCCGUCAUAUGGCCAGAACUACGCUGGAUACGGACAACCACAACAGUAUGGUAGUUCAUACGGUCAACAGCAGCCAUAUAUGCAACCACAACAAGGGUACAUGCAACCACAGCAAUCAUACAUGCAGCCACAACAGCCAAUGUACGUACAGCAACCAGUCGGUGGGGGUAGACGCAUGGGCGGUGGUAUGGGCAGUAUGCUCCCUAUGGCUGGUGGUUUAGGUGCCGGUAUGCUAGGUGGUGCCUUCCUAGCGCAUGAAUUCGACGAAUCACAACAGGACGCAUAUCAAGAUGGCUACCAGGACGGUGCAGAUGGUGAUUUUGGCGGUGGUGAUAUGGGUGAUUUCUAGGUGGACAUAACGUAUUUUCGCGAUCUUCAAAGUAUGAAUGCACCAAAUGAUAUUAUAUUGUAUUGUAACACUCUAAUUUCCUCUUAAUUGAUGAAAAC